GGCUCCUCCUUUCCGGCUUUUACCUAUUUCCAGAGCGCGCACACGCACACACACACACACACACAGACAAAUACACACACACACACACACUCUCUCCUCCCUCUCUCCGUUGUUCUCUUUCUGGGUCCUCAGUUCAACAGGCGAGUUUCCCAAAGACUUCCUCGUGCCGGGUUGUACAAGUUCUGCUUUGUUCGUGGCUUGAAAAUACCUUCCUUUUCUCAUCUUUACGCAGACGGAUAUAUAUCUUAUUCUUCCCUUUUUAUGUCUCGGAAUUCUUGUCGACCUGCGGAGAGUGAAGGCUUCAUGAUGAAUAUUUGGGGCCGAUAGCAUAAAAGAUGUAUUUUUUAAGGGAAUUUUGGAGAAGGCAUAGAAGGAAGAUUUUUGUUACAACAGGUGUUUUAGGAAGUGGGUAUUUUCUGUAUAAAUUAUAUGAUGCGCAUAGACGUAGCCUUGCUGAUCUGGAAAGACAACUAGCAAAUGAGCGGGAAAAUGAUGAAAUCAUCAAGGCCCAAAUGCAAGCUCAUUUCCAAAAUAUUCAGAGAAUAGCUGAUACAACCACAUUACCUCAUGCAAUGAAUUUUUUAAAUAGUCGGAUAGCAGAGGAGCUGGAUGUCGGUCCCCUUACCCAGAGGUUAAAUAGAGAGAAAGCAACUUUGAUGCCUUCCGAGAAACUUGAGCUGUGGGAAAGACUCAAAACUUUAAGUUUCACAAGAAUGGUGAUGUCCGUAUGGGCCGUGACAAUGCUCAGUUUGUAUAUCAGAGUUCAGGUUAACAUUCUUGGAAGGCAUUUAUAUAUUGACACUGCACGUGGCCUUGGGAGCUCUGAUUUAUUUGACGAUGCUGAUCUAAUUGAUACAGACAAUGAGAAAAAGUUUCUGUCUGGUGCUGAUUUUCUUGCAAACUAUGGCAUGCCAGCGUUGAUUUCUGAUUUGCAGGCAGCAGUUACAGAAGUUCUUAAGGGAAAGCAGUUGAAAGAUUACUUCAACACUACAGUCCUCCAUGAAACUGUCAUGCAGAUUCUUGACAUGUUCAUGAGCACUGGAAAUCCCCAUCAUUGGAUUGAUUAUUUGAUGCCUGAAGAUACAAGGUUGCACAAGCAAGUUACAGUCUCCGACAAUAACUCUGCAGUUUCAUCUCCUGUAACCAAAUUUGAUCAACUAAUGGCUGAGACACGAGAAGUGCUAUCAAGUGCUGAUUUUGCUAGUGUUUCCGAGAUGUCUCUGAGGGCUGUGGUGGGUGCACUCAUGGAGCAUAUGGAGACUCAAUCUGAAGGCAGUCUAAAGUCGGGGAUACCAUUAGCCAGGCUUCUGUCGCAAGUUGCCCGGACAAGUUCAUACUUGGUUAAUGAAGCAGGCAAAAACCAGUUCAUCGAAAUCAUUAAUAGAGUCCCAGAAGUCGAGCUUUUCUUCACUCUCCUCUACGCGAAUAUGCCAACCUCUCUAGCUUAACCAGCAUGGUUUUAACUCCAAAUUCUCAUCAUACCCGCUUCAAACUUUCGGACAAGGAUGCAUCGAAAAGCAAAGAACUUAAACUGGACAAUAUUUGGGGGUUUUGGUUUCGAAAAAUUUCAACAACAAUAAAGCAAUAAAAGCAAAAAUCGAGGCUUUUUCUGCAGAAAUUUGUAAUUCUUGCUAUCUCGAUCAUCACUUGUAUAUUUUCUGUGUUACACCCCAGAAAAGGUGAUAAGAACAAAGCUGUGAGUUGGAGGGUUUAACCAUGAUAAAUGGUUGUUUUUGGUAUUUUUUUUAAAUCAUUGUAUUCAGUGAUGGUGACCAUGGAUGAACAAUAGUGAUAAAAAUCCCAGCAUAGCAUGUUUUGGGUUAAUGAUUUGAUAUGCGUUCUUUCUGUUUUA
Molecule: messenger RNA, 1852 nt
Organism: Carica papaya (papaya)
Lineage: Eukaryota; Viridiplantae; Streptophyta; Magnoliopsida; Brassicales; Caricaceae
Gene: PEX3-1
Product: peroxin 3-1
Biological process (GO): protein import into peroxisome membrane
Cellular component (GO): peroxisomal membrane
Molecular function (GO): protein-macromolecule adaptor activity
Source: RefSeq, a predicted model, not a curated record